Molecule: messenger RNA, 777 nt
Organism: Acanthaster planci (crown-of-thorns starfish)
Lineage: Eukaryota; Metazoa; Echinodermata; Asteroidea; Valvatida; Acanthasteridae
Source: RefSeq, a predicted model, not a curated record
AUGACUCACGACCCUGUGCACAUAGCUGCUUUCUACUAUCAACUCAAAGACGUGUUACAGAACACCCCCAGCACAGAUACAGUUGUGGUGUUUGGAGACUUUAACGCCAGAGCCAACGCAACCAAGAUGUAUAACCAAGAGCCUCCUCGCCUCGGCCUUACCAUCCACACCAGAAAGACUAAGGUCAUGCUCCUACCUCAUCGACACACUGUUUACGCUGACCCUGAGCUGUCUCUUGACGGAAACCAACUUCAAGACUUCAAGCUGUGCACAGCUUUACCUACCUCGGCAGAACAGUCCAACAGCCUGGACAAAGAAGUGGAGAGGAGCAUCAGUGCAGCCACAACAGCCUGUGGGAAGCUCCAGUCUAAGAUCUGGAAGAAACAUUAUACCUGGCUAACAACCAAGUGCAAGGUAUAUCGUGCAGUGGUCCUCACCUGCCUUCUAUAUUCUUCUAAAACCUACAUCCUGUACCGACGCCACAAGAGACUCCAGCUCGUUUACAUGUAUCAGCUAAGACAUCUCCUCAAGAUCCACUGGCAAGACAGGAUUAGCGACGUGGAGGUAAGAAGACGAACAGGCAUCCCCAGUGUUGCUGCACUACUCAAGCAGAGCCGACUGCAGUGGAGCAGCCAUGUAGUCCGCAUGGAAGACUCGUGGCUUCCCAAGGCUGUAUUCUUUGUGGCAAACGAUGCUCCCACCAUGAACGACACAGUCGAAGUCGUCAUACUCCAAGAGAGAGAGGGGGUAGGGGGAGACAGAGACGUUCACUCCUAA